This is a messenger RNA of Suncus etruscus (white-toothed pygmy shrew), 1467 nucleotides long. RefSeq names its product oviductal glycoprotein 1 (gene OVGP1). Gene Ontology annotation, cellular component: extracellular region. Gene Ontology annotation, biological process: carbohydrate metabolic process; chitin catabolic process. NCBI's taxonomy places the organism in Eukaryota, Metazoa, Chordata, Mammalia, Eulipotyphla, Soricidae. The record is from RefSeq and is a predicted model, not a curated record. The transcript is spliced from 11 exons. Bases 1 to 1467 code for a protein of 488 amino acids. Gene Ontology annotation, molecular function: chitinase activity; chitin binding.
AUGGAGAAGCUGUGCCUGUGGGUUGGGUUGCUACUUGUGCUGAAACACCACAAUGGUGAAGCCCAAAAGCUGGUGUGUUAUUUCACCAACUGGGCCCAGAGUCGACCUGGUCCAGCCUCAGUUUCACCCAAAGACCUGGAUCCUUUUCUUUGCACUCAUCUGAUAUUAGCCUUUGCCUCCAUGAACCACAGUCAAAUUGUUGCUAAGAAUCCCCAGGAUGAGAAGAUUCUCUACCCAGAGUUCAAUGCACUCAAGCAGAGGAACAGAAGGCUGAAAACUCUUCUGUCCAUUGGGGGCUGGGACUUCGGCACAUCAAGGUUCACCACCAUGUUGUCCACAGUAGCCAACCGGAAAGCAUUUGUUGACUCAGCAAUCUCUUUCCUGAGGACACAUGGCUUCGAUGGUCUGGACCUCUUCUUCCUGUACCCUGGGUUCAGAGGCAGCCCAGAGAAAGACCGUUGGACAUUCACUCUCUUAACUGAAGAGCUGCUUAUCGCCUUCCAGAAGGAGGCACAGUCUACUGCCCAACCAAGGCUACUGCUCUCUGCAGCUGUGUCUGGGAACCCACGCAUCAUCCAGAAGGCUUAUAACGUGCCUGAACUUGGAGGAUUCCUGGAUUUCAUCAACAUCUUGUCUUACGACUUACAUGGAAGCUGGGAAAAGUUCACAGGACACAAUAGCCCCUUGUUUUCUCUGCCUGGAGACUUCAAAUCUUCGGCAUAUGCCAUGAAUUACUGGCAAAAGCUUGGGGUAUCCCCAGAGAAACUCAUCAUGGGGGUCCCCACCUACGGACGAACCUUUCAGCUCCUCAGAGCCUCUAAUAAUGGGUUGCAGGCUGAAAGCGUGGGACCGGGAUCUGCAGGGAAGUACACCAAGCAGGCUGGUUUCUUGGCUUAUUACGAGAUUUGUUCCUUUGUUCAGAAAGCAGAGAAGCGCUGGAUCCAUGAUCAGUAUGUGCCAUAUGCCUACAAGGGAAGGAAAUGGGUCGGCUAUGACGAUGCCAUCAGCUUUAGUUACAAGGCAUCAUUCAUAAAGAAGCAGCAUUUUGGAGGUGCCAUGGUGUGGACCUUGGACUUGGAUGAUGUCAGGGGCACUUUCUGUGGCACUGGCCCUUUCCCACUUGUGUACACCUUGCAUACUCAGCUGAUACAGGCUGAUAUAAAUUCAACUCCUUCACCUACAUUUUGGCUGCCAUCUUCCACGUAUCCUUCAGAAACUUUCCCUGCAAGUGCCUCUGCCUCGACUGCUUUGGGGAUCUUACUCUCGGGAAAAACAGUUACUGCCACUGUGCCCUACACGGAGUCUGAACAUAUGACAACAACCGCCAGAAGUGGGGCUGUGACCCCUAUGAUGGAAAAUUACACUGAAACUCUAGAAGGAGAGACUGAGAUCCCUGGGGAGAACCUGACUUUACAGGACACCCUGUAUUCGUCUUAUGAAGAAAUGACUAUGCCCUUAGAUUAUUGA